CGCAGACUCUCUUUGGCACCGAUAAAGUAUUCGAGAUCCAAAUAUGGUGCGGUGGAAGAGGGUGACCGCAAGUAGUUAAAACAUCAACCAGUCCAGCACUUCCGUCCAACUUCUGUUGGGACUGUGCCUUUGUUUCUUUCUUUUUUAUUCAACGUCCCCCUCCAAAAUGCCAUCGUCGACCGCCAUGGACUCGUACGCCUCGCUGAUCGCGGGGCCCAUGAGCACAGCACAGCGCAAACAACUACUCAAACAACUCCAGUCACCGGCCGCGAUUGCGACACUGCGUCGGCCAGAGAUUCUAAUGGACUUCUUCACCGACAGUCUGGACAUGGGCGACCUGGGGCUGGCGGUGCCGGCGUUGCAAGGACUGUUCCACCUGAUCACCACACGCAACCUCGACUACCCAGCCUUCUAUCCACGACUGUACGCACUGCUCGACAAGGAUCUCCUGCACAGCAAGUACCGGUCACGGGUGCUUCGACACCUGGACAUAUUUCUCGCACCGCAGAACCACCUGCCUGCGGCGACGAUCGCCAGCUUCAUCAAGCGACUAUCGCGACUGUGUCUGUUUGCGCCUCCCUCGGCCAUUGUCGCCAUCGUGCCCUUCAUCUACAAUUUACUCAAAACCCAUCCGACCACCACCUUCAUGAUCCACCGCCCGCCACACCCUCCUUACACGAAAUUCAAACACAAUCUCGGUAACGACCCGUUCGACCCGGCCGAGCCUGACCCACAAGUCACCAAUGCCAUCGACAGUUCGCUGUGGGAACUCGACACCCUGCGCUCCCACUACCAUCCCACCGUGGCGUCCAUCGCACGAAUCAUCGCCGAGCAGUUCACCAAGCAGCAGUACAAUCUGGAGGAUUUCCUUGAUCACGGCUACUCCAGUUUGUUACAGAGUGACUUGAACAAGAAGGACAAGAAGCCUCCUGUGGUUGAAUAUAAAAUCCCAAAGAAGAUUUUUACCCGCGAUAACGAGGGUUCGGACCAUGACACUGCGGCGGAUAAUCUCCUGUUGGACCUGUGGGAUUUCACAUCCUAGUAUACCAGUGCAGUGCGGAGCGCGAUCGUCAACAUUGAGCCACUAUAUUUGUUCGUCUUUACGGGAAAACCUGGGGGUUAAUUGGUCACGCAUACACCCGCACACACAUUCAUGACUGACAAGAUGCAUGCGAUGAGAUACAACGGGUCGGUUGGGAUAGACAUUGCAUGAAAAAGGAAUGCUCGGGUCUACCUUGUGGGGAAAGAACUAGACUAGACUGGAUUGUCUGCAGCGUUCUAGCGUAUGGAUGUUUUUGGCUUUCUGUAUGGGACUGGGCUCCCGAAGAUGGCCACGAAAACAACAAUGGAUGGAGUAUGGAGUUGCUGUUCAGAUCGAAGCCCGAGGAUACCCAGUGGGAUUUGGGCAUACGGAUGGAUAGACGGGAUAAUAGACGCAUGGAUGGAGAUAUAGCCAGACUUACUGUUCCAAAAGAGGCGGGUUCGUAAUGAAACAGGCAGUAAAGAAAGGUCUUUCAACAACCAAUAUCACACGGCAUACAAACUAAAAUAAAAUAUCACGGUCGGAAUCCC
Molecule: messenger RNA, 1572 nt
Organism: Exophiala dermatitidis NIH/UT8656
Lineage: Eukaryota; Fungi; Ascomycota; Eurotiomycetes; Chaetothyriales; Herpotrichiellaceae
Exons: 1
Coding region: 167-1042 (291 amino acids)
Biological process (GO): ribosome biogenesis
Cellular component (GO): Noc4p-Nop14p complex; nucleolus; small-subunit processome
Source: RefSeq, a predicted model, not a curated record